AUCCCAAAGUGUAGCAGACCCAAUCUGAAAGUUGCGGAUCGGGAUACAGAGCGGAUCAGGGGAGUCCGUGCGCAGCCCUAGAAAAUACCAAAAGAAACAAGUAAUGAACCUGCGGAGCCACCGAUGGAUGCCAUAUUGAAAUAGUUUGUCCCAUAAGGCAAGGCAACGAUUUCAUCAAUCGCAAAAACUAUUAUUCCAUGAUUCUGCAGGGGACUACGGACCACACUGGCCGCUUCACCCAUAUUGACGUGGGGUGGAGUGGAAGGAACCACAAUGCCCAUGUAUUCAGAAAUUCAUCCCUCUUUGAGGCAAUGGAUGCAGGACUUUUUUGCCCCUCAAAUGAGGUCUGGAGAAUUGGGGACGUCGUGCCGCCUUUCAUUGUUGCUGAUGGGGCUUAUCCGUUGCGAAAAUGGCUUAUGAAGCCCUAUGGUGGUAACCUUGAGCCACCGCAAGCUCACUUCAACUACUGCCUCAGCCAUGCCCGGAACGUGGUCGAACGUGCCUUUGGGAGGCUGAAGAGCAGAUGGCGGUGCCUCAGUUCUCGGUUGGAAGUGGCGGAGGAAAAUGUUCCCUCAGUUAUAACUGAAAGGGAAAGUACAUGCUUUCCCUUUCAGGCACAUCAACCGUCCCACCUCCUGCAGCUGAGCAGUCAGGGGAAUCCUCGGGGACAACAAAUGAGCCAGUGCUUCAGGCUGUCCUUCGGCUGGAGGCUUCUUUUCACACAAUGCGUCGCUUGGAAAGGAGAGUCUCCAUAUUAGAGGAGGAAAAUAGGCAGCUGAGACACACCAUCGGG
Messenger RNA from Elgaria multicarinata webbii, 793 nucleotides. RefSeq lists its product as uncharacterized. NCBI's taxonomy places the organism in Eukaryota, Metazoa, Chordata, Lepidosauria, Squamata, Anguidae. The record is from RefSeq and is a predicted model, not a curated record. The transcript is spliced from 3 exons. The coding region runs from base 198 to 758 and encodes 186 amino acids.